AUGCCGCAUUCUCCGGAAGCCAUAGUUUUACCACCAUGGGUUGCUCUUGCUGUUCGUCCAAGGCCUGAGUUGCAACCUGCUGAGUUUCUACACUUCAAGGAGGAACUUGUUGAUGGAAGUUCUAAUGGCAACUUUGUGCUUGUGUUGGACUUUGAACCAUUUAAUGCAUCGUUUCCUCGCCCAACCCUGAACAAGUCAAUUGGGAAUGGUGUGGAAUUCCUCAAUCGCCACCUUUCUGCUAAACUCUUCCAUGACAAGGAGAGCUUGCAUCCACUUCUGGAAUUUCUCAGACUUCACAACUACAAUGGAAAGACUUUGAUGUUGAAUGACAGGAUUCAAACCCCGAAUGCUCUCCAACAUGUUCUGAGGAAAGCUGAAGAGUUCUUAGGCACACUUCCUCUUGAGACACCUUACUCAGAAUUUGAACACAGGUUCCAGGAAAUUGGUUUGGAGAGAGGGUGGGGUGACACUGCUGAGCGUGUCCUUGAGUCCAUUCAACUCCUCUUGGAUCUUCUUGAGGCACCUGACCCGUGCACCCUCAAAACUUUCCUAGGAAGAAUCCCUAUGGUCUUUAAUGUGGUGAUCCUUUCACCCCAUGGUUACUUUGCUCAAGACAAUGUCUUGGGAUACCCUGAUACUGGUGGCCAGGUUGUGUACAUCUUGGAUCAAGUGCGUGCAUUGGAGAAUGAGAUGCUCCAACGCAUUAAGCAACAAGGCUUGGAUAUUGUUCCUCGCAUUCUCAUUGAUGUUGCUCAUGAGCUUGCCAAAGAGUUGCAAGGGAAGCCUGAUCUGAUCGUUGGAAACUAUAGUGAUGGAAACAUCGUUGCCUCUUCAUUGGCACAUAAAUUGGGUGUUACUCAGUGUACCAUUGCUCAUGCACUUGAGAAGACCAAAUACCCCGAAUCCGACAUCUACUGGAAGAAAUUCGAAGAGAAGUAUCACUUCUCAUGCCAAUUCACAGCUGAUCUCUUUGCAAUGAACCACACUGACUUCAUCAUCACCAGUACAUUCCAAGAGAUUGCUGGAAGCAAGGAUACUGUUGGACAGUAUGUGAUAGGAACCCAGAUAUUAGUAGUCCUAGUAUUGCUAAGGUAUUUGUUAGGAAGGGUAGAAAGGGAAAUAAAAUUGAUUCCCACUAGUGAUAACUGCCAAGCUGAUGUGGCAGUAUCUUCAGGGUGCUAG
Molecule: messenger RNA, 1182 nt
Organism: Lotus japonicus
Lineage: Eukaryota; Viridiplantae; Streptophyta; Magnoliopsida; Fabales; Fabaceae
Product: sucrose synthase-like
Exons: 9
Coding region: 1-1182 (393 amino acids)
Biological process (GO): sucrose metabolic process
Molecular function (GO): sucrose synthase activity
Source: RefSeq, a predicted model, not a curated record